This is a messenger RNA of Rhizophagus irregularis DAOM 181602=DAOM 197198, 2028 nucleotides long. The record is from RefSeq and is a predicted model, not a curated record. Lineage: Eukaryota; Fungi; Glomeromycota; Glomeromycetes; Glomerales; Glomeraceae.
AUGAUAUUCCAACAUGAAGAAUUUGCUUCUCAUAUGUCAUUUCGAUUAAUGAACCAACAUGGUGUUAAUGAUCCUAUAAAGUUAAUAUCAAUGUGUCCAACAAUGGAUUUACUCGCAGUUUGUACUGAAACAGAUUCUGUUUGGGUAGCUAGGUGGUUUAACUCCCUAGAAAAAAUUUGGACUUUACCAGCUGAAAAACAUGACGAAGACAAAGUGGAGGUAUUAACGUGGAGACCCGACGGCAAAGUAAUUGCUUUGGGUUAUUCAAGUGGUGCCAUUAGACUUUACAACGUUGAUAAAUUGGAAAUGAUACAUGAGUUAUUUCCACAAUCUACUGAUCCAAAACUAAAAACUAAUUCAAUAUCAUCAUCCGCAAUAAAUUUUCUGAUUUGGGUUCAGGAGAAUGAAAGUGAUAAUGAAAAUGUGAACGAACAACAGAGUGCAAAAAUUAUAAAAGCUUCAAUUGCACCUGAUCUCUCUUACAUCAUAUUGUUUGUUCGCGCAAGUUAUACCUCUCCAGCCGUGAAAUCCAAAACUUCGACUAACGAUAAAUUAGUUGAAGUUAUUCUUAACACAGGCUUGCUUCACGCACGUAAAAAUGAAAUAAGAACUUUAUCUCAAACGUACACUACUAUCAAAUAUUUGACAGAGUAUAUAUUCGAAGGUUUUAAACAGAUCAAAGCUGAAUACGAAAAUAUGAAAUCAAGUGCCAAGAUAUAUAUUGAUAAAUUUCAAUCGGUAUUGUUAGAAAAUGAUGAGUUUGUGCAUUUUCUGGCCACUGGAAGACCGAGUUCUUUACUACAUAAAUAUUUGGAAAUGCAUCUUACUAAGAGGGGGCUGAAAGAUUGGGAAAAUAAAGGCCAAAAGUCUUUCGAACAAAUUCGGGAAUACAUACACCAUUAUGUUAGACCGGGUUGUGAAAGAUUGCUUUUACGGUUGAGUACGUUAAUUGGAUAUUGUAAAUGGCAACAAAGAUUUAAAGGUCUUGGACUAUCAGAGUCAUAUGUUCGUUCUAUUAUAGUUUCUACCGAAUGUCUCAUUAAUAGGCUCGAAAAUAUGUUAAAUGCGAUUGACGAAAAAUACAUAAAUUUUAUGGAGUUUCAACAGUGGCUUCAAUAUGAAUUCGACAAUAUCAGUUUAGUAGACCAUAAUCAAAGCCAAGAAGCACCGCCGCGCAUUGACAUUAGUAAGGUUGCUUCUUAUAUAAAAAGUUCCUUGCAUAUGGAUUUCUUAGAUGAUUAUUUUGAAGAAACAGCAGAUAUUCCUUUGCCUGACAUGUUAAUAUUGCGAUGUAAUAAAAUGUCCACUUCAACAGCAUAUAACGUUGUUAAUUCAGUUGAUACAAAAGAAUUUUUGGAUAUAAUUGAUAAUCUUAUAGAAGAUUCAGAAGGAACACUUUCGUUAUUAUUAGAUACGCGAAUUGUAACAAAAGAAAAUCAAACAUUUGUAUAUGUUGCAUUCUGUUUAUCUAGAACUAUUCAAUAUUUGCCACCGUCUUUGUGGGUUCUUCGUUCAUCUUUAAAAUCGGAAAAUGCAUUCGAUUCACUUGAAAAACCUUCUGAUAAACGAACAAGUGAAAUCACCUUCAUCAGGUUAUCAAACCAGGAGCGGCAAAAUGAAUAUCUUAGAAUUACAGAUAUGCGAUUAUUUGAUGAUGAAAAGAUGCAUAUAAUUGUUACUGGGCUUAAUGAAACAGAAAAUGAGGUAAGUUUUAUAGCUGAAGUGAACUAUUCAAAAUUAAAUUUUGUACAAGUUGCAGGACCACACAUCAUUCAAGUAAUAGAAAAAUCAAAUAGGGUCAAUGUUGUUGAUCAAAUAUUGAAUCAAAAGAAUAUGGAAAAUUUUAACUCUCUCUUAGUACAUCAGUAUCGUGAAAUCACACAAUUUAAGCCAUCGAAAUUAAUAACCAAUGGCGCAAGAAGAUUAGCUUGUAUUUUAAGUGAAGAUAAGAAAAGAAUAAUUAUACUCGAUACAAAUGAUCAGGAGGAUGAAGACGAAGAUAACAGUGAAAUGAUGCAGUUUUCGUAA